This is a messenger RNA of Vespa crabro (European hornet), 2009 nucleotides long. It is a transcript of the gene Fpgs1, whose product is annotated as folylpolyglutamate synthase, mitochondrial-like. NCBI's taxonomy places the organism in Eukaryota, Metazoa, Arthropoda, Insecta, Hymenoptera, Vespidae. Gene Ontology annotation, biological process: tetrahydrofolylpolyglutamate biosynthetic process. Gene Ontology annotation, cellular component: cytoplasm; mitochondrion; cytosol. The coding region runs from base 50 to 1732 and encodes 560 amino acids. The transcript is spliced from 4 exons. Gene Ontology annotation, molecular function: ATP binding; tetrahydrofolylpolyglutamate synthase activity. The record is from RefSeq and is a predicted model, not a curated record.
UUUCUAACGAUUACAUUUUUGACGUUAUUUGUUUUGAAAGUUGCUAAUAAUGACUAUCGAUAAUUCGAAGAAAAAUGUGCAUUUAAAAAAUUAUCUCACCAUGAAAUAUUAUUGUUUUUGUUGUUCUUUUCGUUGUCUUGUGAAAAUUUCAAAGAACGUGCAUACUAGACAUUGUUCUAACAUGAAGGGAAAUUACAAAGAUGCUAUCAAAAAGUUAAAAGAUCUUCAAAGUAAUUCAAAUUAUCUCAAAGGUGUUGUAAACAAUUCAAUAAUGAAUUCUGCCAAAUUGGAAGAUACAGAGAAAUAUUUAAUUAGGUCCGGUAUUAAUUUGGAGCAAUUGAAUGAUCUUUCUGUUAUACAUGUAGCUGGUACUAAAGGAAAAGGCUCCGUUUGUGCUUUUGUAGAAGCAAUAUUGCGGAUUCACGGAUUUAGAACAGGUUUCUUUAGUUCGCCUCAUUUAAUUACCGUUAGAGAACGAUUAAGGAUAAAUGGUUCUCCUAUAAAUGAAACAGAUUUUGCUUAUUACUUUUGGAAAGUAUAUAAUAAGUUAGAUAAUACGAAGGAAUUUGAAUCAGACAUACCAAUGUAUUUCAAAUUUCUUACUGUUUUAAUGUUCAACGUAUUUUUAUAUGAAAAUAUAGACGUAGCAAUUAUAGAAGUUGGAAUUGGCGGUGAAUAUGAUUGUACCAAUAUUGUAAAAAAUCCUGUAUGCGUAGGUAUAACAAGUUUAGGAUUAGAUCAUACUUAUUUGUUAGGAAAUACAAUAGAAGAAAUAGCAUAUCAAAAAUCUGGGAUUUUCAAGGCAAAUACAAUAGCAUUUACUGUUCCUCAAAAAGAGGAAGCUUUAGGAAUUUUAAAAGAGAGAGCAAUUGAAAGGCAAUGCACAUUACAUGUUAUACCAUCAUUUAAGUAUUAUGAAUGGGAAAAUGACAUGUUAAAUGAUAAAAUGUUAAGUCAGAUUAAACAGCAAAAUGCAUCUUUAGCUAUACAGUUGGCGGUUCAUUGGAUGCAAUCUCAAAUUAAUUCAAACUAUUCUUCGACAAUUAAUAAUAAUAUAUAUAAUAAGAAACUCUGUAACAACUUACAAGAAAAUAAUGUAGGAGGGAACAUAAAAAAUAUUCAUCGGAAAAAACAAGAAACGAUAGAUAAACAAAUUAACGCAAGAUAUAUAUCAUUUGAAAAGAUCGCAACUGCAUUAUCUACGUGUGUAUGGCCAGGUCGACAACAGACUUUAAAAGGUACUUUAUUUGAUUUUUAUUUAGACGGUGCUCAUACUUUGGAAAGUAUGGAUUGUUGUAUUUCUUGGUUUAAUAAUCAAAUAGAAGAUAGUUAUGGUAAUCGAUAUUUGAUUUUUAACAUGACUGGAAAACGCGAUGCAUCUUCAUUCAUGGAUCGUUUGAAAACUAUAAAAUUUCAUAAAAUUUAUUUCGUACCUAAUAUUACUGGAAUAUCAGAUAUAGAUGAUCUGACAACUGACGAAAUAAUAGAUGAACAAAAAAUGCAAUGUAAGAAGUAUUGCAAAAUGUGGGGAGAACAGUCCCCGCAUGUUGUAAAAAUCGUUGCAAAUAACAUCAUGGAAGUUUUCAAUGAUAUUAGGAUGGAACAUGUGCACAAUGACGAAACUAUUAUUUGCAAAGAUAAAUCUCAGGUACUUAUAACUGGAUCUUUGCAUUUAGUAGGUGCAGCUCUUGCAAUUUUAGAUCCUAAUUUUACAAUGACUACCAAAUUUUAAAAUUUUAUAUAUAUAUAUAUAUAUAUAUAUAUACAAAAUUUAUAUAUAUAAAUAAAAUAUGCUGCUUAAGUGUGUGUAGAAAUAUUAAAAUUAUAUUAUAACUAUACAAUAUCGAUACAUUGCAUUGUGAUACAUUUACAGUGCGUAUAACGGAGCAUCUAAAUGACUAUUUGUGGACAGUUUAUUUGUACUUCAAUAUAAACGGAAUUAUUUUUAAUAAAACUUGAGUGUAUAUAUAAGAUAACAAUUUUUUUUUCUUUUUUUUUUUUUUUUUUUU